UUUAUUCAAAAAAUACUAAAAUAAAAAUUAAAGACAACUUAGAAACUUUUGAAAAGCAGUCUUCAAAUAUUACAGCAUGUCAGCAAUAUUUAGUUAAGAUUAUAGAUUCUCUAGUAGUUAAAAUUGUAGACUCUCUAGUUGAUAAAAUUGUGAAUUUUUUAACAGUUGAAAUUGUAGAUUUUCUAAUAGUUAAAAUUGUAGAUUCUCUAGCAGUUGAAAUUGUAGAUUUUAUAACAGUUGAAAUUAUAGAUUCUUUAGUAUUUAAAAUUGUAAAUUCUGUUAAAAAUAUAGAUUUUCUAGUGAUUAGUCAAACUUUUUGUAGUUGGAAGGAAUUGGAUUGA
Messenger RNA from Racocetra persica, 341 nucleotides. Lineage: Eukaryota; Fungi; Glomeromycota; Glomeromycetes; Diversisporales; Gigasporaceae. The record is from the annotation of a GenBank genome assembly.